Blastomyces dermatitidis ER-3 is the source of this 4193-nucleotide messenger RNA. Its product is annotated as dihydroxyacetone kinase. The transcript is spliced from 4 exons. Gene Ontology annotation, biological process: glycerol catabolic process. The coding region runs from base 1290 to 3083 and encodes 597 amino acids. The record is from RefSeq and is a predicted model, not a curated record. Gene Ontology annotation, cellular component: cytosol. Gene Ontology annotation, molecular function: ATP binding; glycerone kinase activity. NCBI's taxonomy places the organism in Eukaryota, Fungi, Ascomycota, Eurotiomycetes, Onygenales, Ajellomycetaceae.
UGGCAAUCCGAUAGGCGAUGUUCUACGGAUGGGGCUCUGUGACGCGUUCGUCACGUCAAAACAUCAGGAAUUCCAAGUUCAUACAAAAAACUCCAUGUGCUUUGGCCUUCAUGUGGCUUUCCCUAGCUUUUCCCUGUGCAGUGUGACGCGUCUGGCUGUUUUCGGCUCUCCCCUCUCCCCUCUCUCCCUCGUAUUGUCUACGCUUCUAUCCCUUUUGUCACACUUAAAACCGAAUAUAAUAUAUAUAUUGCUCGUCGGAGUCUAUGUAUAUGGUGGUACAGUAACUAGCACAGCUCUCAAGAGCCCUCGGCCGAGAAUUCCAUCGUAUCGGGAGACCGACAUCGGUUCAUUAUUGUACUGAAUCUCUCGAUCAAUUGUAAUAAUACGACAACAAUGUCAAGAAUGCUCGACUGGACUGGACUUGAUUCCAUUCUCCCGCCAGUGGCAACCCGCAAAUUCAUCCCACUUGCCUUCCAGUGUUGACUAAGCAGGCCGUACCCCCACCAAACGCGGGCUCCAGCUGAAGCGGCGUAUCUGACAGUACAGCAAUUAAUUACACCGUAGCUCAAAAAUACCGGCAAUGAAAGGUGCUGCCGUGCCAAGACUCCGCGUCUCUGCUGCGUUACCGGCGCAAAACGGCUUUCUGCGCGCGAAACGGCCGAGGAUAUUUAUAUUGCUCAGGCCGCCAGUGACAUCGGGGCUAUCACAAGCGCAUAUAAGUGCCCAAUAUCAAGACUUUCGAGACCAGGUAUGGAACAAUAAUAAAUGCAGGGGUAUCUCGGGACCGUUCUUGGCUGUAUCGUACAUACCAUACAACUUAGCAACCCUGCUCUGAUAAAACACUGAGGAAGCUAUAGGUAGUGUGGGGGGAGGAUUGGGCAUCCGCAUCCCAGCGUAUGUAUGUUAUGCGCGGGAAGUAUUACACCAAGUAUUCUUGGGUGACUGUGGGGGCUGAUAUUGCAUGGUGUCUGCUGGGUUCGAUAUAAGAAUAACAAUACAAGAAGAUCCCCGUCCUCUUCCCCUCCUCCAGCCCCUCUCCUCCUCCUCCUCCUCCUCUUCGUCUUGCUCUUCCUUUCAACUCGCGCACUCUUUUAUACCCUCUUCCAUUCUCUAUAUUUCUCUAAUAAUUGUUUGUGCCUGGUUUUGCUCUUACUUGUGCUGUAAUUCAAAUACCCUUGCGGUUUACUGUUGCUCCUUGCCUCCGCGAAUCUGGUCAGGUCAAGGACAUCAAAAAAUUACUUGUCCCCUCCAUAUAGAGAGCAGACCAAGACCCCAAUUCUACCUUCAAAAUGCAGACCAAACACUUCUUCGCCGAUCCCACCCAGGUUGUCAACUCCGCCCUCGCAUCCCUCACCCUCACAAACCCCUCCCUCGCAUUCGACCGUCCCAACAAGAUUGUAUAUCGUCGCCCUACCUCAGAUUCCUCCGCAAACCCAAAAGUCUCCAUUGUCUCCGGCGGUGGUUCCGGCCAUGAACCCGCUUUUGCUGGCUACGUGGGCAAGGGCCUCCUAACCGCCUCCGUGGCUGGUACUAUAUUCGCCUCCCCUUCCGCUGAGCAGGUCAGGACUGCGGUUAUGGAGCGCAUUGAAACCUCCAAAGGUGUCUUUAUUAUCUGUAUGAACUAUACCGGUGACGUCAUGAAUUUUGGGAUGGCGGUGGAGAAGGCGAAAGCGGCGGGGAUCAAGACAGAGUUCUUUGCAGUUGGUGACGAUGUCGGUGUUGGAAGAGCAAAGGGUGGUAAGGUUGGCAGGAGAGGUAUUGGAGGCGGUAUUCUGGUAUUGAAGAUUGUAGGCGCGCUUGCGGAGUCAGGCGGGUCUCUGGAUGAUGUAUAUCGAAUCGCACAGCUUACUGCGGAGAACACUGUCACUCUUGGAGCUUCGCUCGAACAUGUCCAUGUUCCUGGACGAGAAAUUCCAGAUCCCAAUUCCGACGAAAUGAUACCCAAAGAUGAAAUUGAAGUGGGAAUGGGAAUCCACAAUGAGCCAGGCUCCCAUCGAAUCAAAGCUAACGGAGAAGAACUAAUCAAGGGAAUGCUUGUCCAGCUGCUGGAUCAGAAUGAUCAGGAUCGUGCGUUCUUAAAAUACUCCGCUUCAGACAAAUUUGUCCUCCUCGUGAACAACCUUGGAGCCGUGAGCACACUGGAGUUAUCCGCGGUAACUGCUGAGGUUACAGCCCAGCUGGAGCGGGAUUACCAAAUCAAACCUGUCCGCACAAUCCAGGGAACCUUCUUGACCAGUCUAAAUGGAAUGGGAUUCAGCAUCUCCCUUCUUAGACUAGCUGACACGGGUCUUGGGCCCGGGAAAUCGCUUCUAGAUCUUCUAGAUGCCCCCUCUGAAGCCGUUGGUUGGUCAGCUCCCGUGGCAACUUCGACUUGGGAAAAUCAAUCAGAUGCUACAUACGACACCAAGAAAGCAGUUGUCGCUGAAGAAACCCCCUCCAACCUCAAACUCGAUCCCUCCGUCCUCAAAAAAGCCCUAGCAGGCGGGCUUAACCGCGUAAUCGACGCCGAACCUCUUGUAACCAAAUACGACACCAUCGUCGGCGACGGUGACUGCGGCGUCGGCCUCAAGCGCGGCGCGGAAGCCAUCCUCUCCUUCCUCAACGACCCCUCCCCCACCACCCCGCUAACAGACGACCUCGUCACCUCUAUCAACAAAAUCAUCCCCAUCGUCGAAAACGUCAUGGACGGCACCAGCGGCGCUAUCUACGCCAUCUUCCUCAACGCCCUCGCCCACAGCAUCCGCGAACAAGCUCCAGCAUCCCCAACCCCCGUCACUGCCAAGGAAUGGUCCACCGCGCUUCACCACUCCCUGCGCGCGCUGGGGAGAUACACCCCCGCGCAAGUCGGUGAUAGGACGUUGAUUGACGCUCUUGCGCCGUUCGUUACGACGCUGGCGGAGUCGGGCGAUCUGGGUGCGGCUGCAAAGGCUGCGGAAGAUGGCGCGGAGGCCACGAAGCAUAUGAAGGCUAGUUUGGGCCGGUCUGUAUAUGUGGGUAGUGAGGAGGAGUGGAUUGGGAAGGUGCCGGAUCCGGGAGCGUUUGGGCUCGCGCAGUUUUUUGGGGGGCUUACGGAUGCUGUGUAGAUUUAAGCGCUUAUUUAACUAAUAGCUAAAUAGCUAACUAGGUUGUUUUAAAUGCACAACACGAGUUUUAAUGGAGGUUUUUUUUCCUUCUACUUUCUCUUAAAGAAAAUGCAAAUACAAAUUUAAUCUAUUUAUGUUGGAACAAAACAACGGAUCGAUCCUUAAGGUGGGGAUAACACAUCUUAAGAUCAUAUGUCACGCACCCGGACCCCUAUUUCAUUCGUGGGACUCAUUUGAUAUAUACUUCGUUGUCUUUCGACCAUGAUAACUGCAAAAUCGUGUAUCCGAUAUUUAAUCGAAACCAUAUAGAUAUAACAACAUAAUUCCAAUCAUCGCUCAUCAACAAUUACAAUACCCACUUACCCCUUAAUCAAAAGAACAUCCAACCCCAAAGCCCACAACAACCUCCCAACCUCCCAACCUCCCCCAAACCCGAAACCCGUGCAGCCCUAGACUUCGCACCGCCCACACUCCCCCUCACAAACCCCAACGUGGCAUUCCACUCUGGCACCGACCUCCCAAAAGCAACCGAUCCGACCUCUCUUCAUCAAUCGACCCUUAUUACCUAGGAUGAAAAGCCCGGACAUGACCACCUGCGCCACGCGCGCGUUGAAAGAGCCCGAGACCCGGGGCACGAGGACGGGGUCACCAGCCCAGUCUCCUUGUAUUCUCUUGAUGGGGCUGAGGAGGGAGCCGCCGUGGAGGAGAAUAGUCGGUAUCGGAGAUGCCGGUGCAGAUGCGCUGUAGGCGGGUUUAUCAUUGUUGUUAUUGUUGUUGCUGGGCAUGUUGGUCAUAUCGUAGAUCCAUAUGGGCCCAUGGUUGCCGAGCUGUUUGAAUAGAUGGUUGGUAAAAAAUCAUUUCAGUAUCUAACCGAUGCACUGGUUUGUUGCUUGAAAAAACAAACGACGUACGCCAUCCCGGUAUAAGGAUGGAUCUCCUGGCAGUUGGAGUAACUGGCAUGCCUCAAUGGAGAAGCUGUGAAGAGAUCCAGGGAGUGAUUUACUUCCGCUGCAAUCCAAUAUAGAGAGCAGCUUCAAUAAAUAUGUGCUGGAAAUCAAUAAAUCCAGACAUAGAUCCCAAAGCGGGAUAUCUAGUUCACUUGUAGAAAAG